This is a messenger RNA of Schistocerca gregaria, 1206 nucleotides long. Its product is annotated as pickpocket protein 19-like. Lineage: Eukaryota; Metazoa; Arthropoda; Insecta; Orthoptera; Acrididae. Gene Ontology annotation, molecular function: ligand-gated sodium channel activity. The coding region runs from base 1 to 1206 and encodes 401 amino acids. The record is from RefSeq and is a predicted model, not a curated record. Gene Ontology annotation, cellular component: membrane. The transcript is spliced from 9 exons. Gene Ontology annotation, biological process: sodium ion transmembrane transport.
AUGGCAUACUGUCUUAGAUUCAUUAAUAACUGCAAGACUGCAGAGAAGGUGAGAGGACGCGUCGUUCCACGGCAGACGGCGGUCAAUAUCCAGCGGAAGCAAUCCGCGGCAGUGCUCCGAGAUGGGCUGAUUGCCAGCCUGAGGGAUUACUGCGCCAACGCAUCCGUCCACGGCCUCAGAUUCCUCGUCGAUGCCGGAUAUCGCUUACCAGAGCGGGUGGCGUGGGCGGGCACCUGCUUGCUGGCCGUGCUGGGGGCGGUCGUCAUGUCGCUGGAGGUGGCGCGCCGCUUCGGCUCCAGGACCACCAUGACCGUAGUCGAGAGCACCAACUACCCCGUGUACGAGGUCGCCUACCCCGCCGUCGUCGUCUGCGACAACAACCGCGUGCACUGGGACAAGCUGCUCGACUACGAGCGCAGGCAGCUGCCAGGGCUGGACGCGGGCACGCGCGCCGUGUUCCGCAGCCUGGUGACCUCGCUGGCGCAGAUGGAGUGGGCAGACUUCGACCUGUUCACGCCCAGAGACCUCGCUAAUUACCGCGCCCUCCACACGCUGUCGCGCGUCAACUUCUCCGAUGUCAUGAGGCAGGUGAUGCCUAAGUGCGAGGAGUUUUUCCACAAUGCGUGCUACUGGCGUAGCGAGACGCGGAACUGCUGUGAUAUCUUCGAAGUCCUGUUGACCGACAUAGGAUAUUGCUUCGCAUUUAACUCCUUAUUCAACCACAUGUCAAGGACACACUCGCGGGACGGGGAGCUGCUGCCGCGUCGAGUGUCCUCCUCUGGCAAGUGGUCCGGCUUGCGCUUCGACGUCAACACCUCCUCCCUGCAGCCACCAGGGCUAAGCGUGCAGAGGGGCGUUGUGGUGUCGGUGAACGAGCCGACUGCGCUGCGGAUGGACGGUCUGAUCGUGGGCUCAGACCAAAUGGCCCUGGUGAGGGUGUCGAGCGACGUGACGUACACGACGCAGACGGUGCGAUCGCUGCUGCCGGGGGACCGAGGCUGCCUCUACAGCAACGAGAGGGACACGCUGCAGCAGGGCGCCUACUCGUACGCCAACUGCAGACUCGAGUGCUUCCGCCAGUACGCCAUCGCCACCUGCGCGUGCCUGCCCUACUUCUUCCCGCCAGCCGGCAACCACAAUACAUGUACCGCCGUUCAGUUCAAGUGCUUGUAUGAUAACAAUGAAAAACGUCAUAUCAUAUACUAA